Messenger RNA from Nerophis lumbriciformis (worm pipefish), 1619 nucleotides. RefSeq names its product integral membrane protein 2B-like. Gene Ontology annotation, biological process: negative regulation of amyloid precursor protein biosynthetic process. NCBI's taxonomy places the organism in Eukaryota, Metazoa, Chordata, Actinopteri, Syngnathiformes, Syngnathidae. Gene Ontology annotation, molecular function: amyloid-beta binding. The record is from RefSeq and is a predicted model, not a curated record. Gene Ontology annotation, cellular component: plasma membrane; extracellular exosome; Golgi apparatus.
GUGUAGUGCUCGGUUGCCACCGCUUUGUUUUGACCAACUUGAUAUCUCUCAGUCGCGCAACUAAGACGCAGAAGUUAAAGGAGAACAUUUUUCGCCCUUCUAGCAAGUGGAAGUUUGUGCUUUGUCGUUCCACGAUGGUGAAAGUGUCUUUUAACUCGGCCUUUUCGCAGAAAGAUGUCAAAAAGGACGUGGAAACGCUGAUUUCCGAGGAGGACAAAGAUGCGGAGGCAGCACUUCCUGUGCGUGGACAGUCUCGGGCCUGGUGCUGGUGCAUGUGCCUUGGUCUGGGCCUCAUGCUGUCUGGGAUGGUGGUGGCCGGAGCCUACCUGUACCGCUACUACAUCCUGGAGGUGUGCGUCUGGCACGUAGACCAGAGCAGAGCCAAGUGUGACACGCCUCCCUCUGUCUUGCAGGAGGGCCAGGUGUUUGUGUGCGGGGUCAACUACCGCGAGGAGGACCUGACCAUGGCCCAACUGGAGAAGGUGGACGUGGAGCUUCCAAUCCCUCUGAGGCAGCUGGAGGAGAGAAUCCGGGUGCUGGAGAGGGAACAGGUGGCGCUCAUUCACGUGCCAGUGCCCGACUUUGAGGAGGGAGACCCCGCAGAUAUCGUCCACGACUUCCAGCGGAUGCUGACCGCCUACCUGGACCUGAACCUGAACAGGUGUUACGUCAUCGCGCUCAACACCUCCAUUGUCAUGCCACCACGAGACUUCCUGGAGCUGCUGGUCAAUGUCAAGUCUGGCACCUACCUGCCCCAGUCCUACCUGGUGCACGAGGACAUGGUGGUGACAGAGCGCCUGGAGCACGUGGACCAGCUGGGAUACUUCAUCCAUAACCUGUGUCGCGGCAAGGACACCUUCAAGCUGCAGCGCCGGGACAGGAUUCUGGGUAUGCAGAAGCGGGAGGUGCUGAGCUGCCACAAGAUCCGUCACUUUGAGAACAAGUUUGUGGUGGAGACUGAGAUCUGUGAGAUGUGAUCGAGCAUUUCUCAGCGUACUUUCACUUUCACUUUCUACAUACAGUUGGGCCAGAAACCAAGUAGUACCAACAUCAAUACUACAAUAGUAUUCAACACUACAGUAGUUCUAGUACAGUAGCAUUCAAUACUACAAUAGUAUUCAGUACUACAGUAGUAUUCAAUACUGUAGUAUUGAAUACUACAGUAUUAUUCACUACUACAGUAGUAUUCAAUACUAUAGUAGUAUUGAAUACUACAAUAGUAUUCAAUACUACAAUAUUUUUCAAUACUACAGUAUUGAAUACUAUUGUAGUAAUACUACUGUAGUAUUCAAUACUACUGUAGUAUUCACUACUACCGUCGUAUUCAAUACUACAAUAGUAUUCAGUACUACAGUAGUAAUACUACAGUAGUGUCGGCCCCAGAUGCGACCAAACCAAUCAGAGCGCUGGUUUUAGUAUGGUGGCCUCUGAUUGGCUGAGGCAACCUUACUAUUUAGGAUGAAUUGAGUGUAAAGAUGACUCAACAUAUUAGAAAGUUGUUUUGUCCCAACUCUGGAAAUACUCCAUGAUAAUGAUUCAUUUGUAUAUCAUUAAUAAACGACAUGAUUAUGAUUCAUUUGCAAUUCAUUAAUAAACAACAUCUUUCCUUUCCUGCUGGA